ACAACCCUUUCGUGAGCAACUUCCUGCUCAGGGCCGAGCCCGGGUCAGGGUUCUCUGUGGCUGAUUGAAUUGUUCCUGUGUUUGUGCAGAGACAGGACAGAGGCCAAGACGGCUGCCGGAGCCUGGAGAGAUCUACCUGCGGAGGUGAGGAGAUGCCAAGAUGGAGGGCAGCUGCCAAUGUGUCCUGGCCGUGCUGGUCGUCGUGGCUGGCCUAGCAGCCUUUGGAUCCAGCUACCAAAUCAUAGAAGGACCCAAGAACGCCACCGUGCUGGUGGGCCAGGAGGCCCGCUUCAACUGCACCGUCUCACGCGGCUGGAGCCUCAUCAUGUGGGCUCUGAACGGCACGGUGGUCCUGAGCGUCACGCCCAUGGGGGUCAUCAUCACCAGCAACCACUUCACCUCCAAGAACUACACGGAGGGCGACGACUUCAUCUCCGAGAUGAUAAUCCACGACGUGCAGCUCAGCGACGCGGGGCACAUCAAGUGCAGCCUCCAGAACAGUGGCCGCGAGGGAUCCGCUUUCCUUUCCGUCCAAGUUGUGGGGGAAUUGCUCGUUCACACUGACAGUCUUGUAGUCAUUGAGGAUGAACCUUGUAAUGUGACUUGCCGUGCGGUGGGCUGGAACCCACUCCCGGAACUUUUCUGGGAGAUCGGUGUCCCCGUGAGCGAUUCAAGCUUUCACUCCGUUCUGGAGCCGGACGACCCUCCAAGUGUCCUGAGCAUCCUGGCUCUGACGCCGAGAGGCAGUGGGAAUCUGACUUGCGUGGCUAAGAUGAAGGGGCUGCAGGCCCGCGAUUCUCGCACGAUAAACCUUACUGUGGCUCCGCCUCACUCGGGCAGUAUUGAUAAACUAGGUGCCUCGUUGCCUACCUGGGCCAUAGCCCUACUUGCAGUGUCAUUCUCGUUGCUUUUCAUCCUGAUCGUUGUUCUGAUUGUAAUCUUCUGCUGCUGUGUCUCCCGGAGAGAGAAAACAGAAUCCAGUUCUCUAAGGAAAUCUGCAGAUGUGGAGACAAACCAAGAAACUUUUGAGCAAAAGUUAAAAGGUGGAAAUGAGAACUAUGGCUACAGUGCAGAGUUGGCUUCCUCCCCUGCCAAGUCCUCCGGCUCCAGCCUUCCCGCGCAGCAGAGCAGCAGGCAGCCGCAGCAGGUGACGCAGCAGUUGAUGCAGCAGGUGACGCAGCAGGCGACGCAGCAGGCGACGAAGCAGGAACCCGAGCUACAUCAGCAGGCCCCAACGAGUCGCCCGCACGUCUCCUUUUACACGGUCGGUCCCAGGAUGACCAGGAAUGUGACCUUAGUGUAGCGAGGGUACUGCCCUUGGCUGAUGACCUGCACCACGGCCGGGUCAGCAUUGCUCUCCCGAGGCCCAGCCCGCCAGCGUUACCUGGAAGCGGCGAUGUUGGAAUCAUUGAAACGGAUAUUUCCGUGAGAGAAGGAACCGUGGUUCCCAACUUCCCAAGUAGAAGUUCACUCUUCAUGUGUUUCAAGAUUCCAGUGACUUCUGUAAAGUUACUAAGUCACCGCACACUCCUGCUUGCUGGUCCAAUGAGUCUAUCGCCUGCCAUGACUUUAAACGUGUUUUUGUUACCUUACAUCAUAUAAAGUUUAUAUGUGUGUCUGUGUA
Molecule: messenger RNA, 1624 nt
Organism: Myotis daubentonii (Daubenton's bat)
Lineage: Eukaryota; Metazoa; Chordata; Mammalia; Chiroptera; Vespertilionidae
Gene: IGSF5
Product: immunoglobulin superfamily member 5
Biological process (GO): cell-cell adhesion
Cellular component (GO): bicellular tight junction; cell surface
Source: RefSeq, a predicted model, not a curated record